Molecule: messenger RNA, 330 nt
Organism: Cylindrotheca closterium
Lineage: Eukaryota; Bacillariophyta; Bacillariophyceae; Bacillariales; Bacillariaceae
Source: the annotation of a GenBank genome assembly
AUGAGCCGGAAUCCGUUGUCUUGGGUGCUGGAAAAUCUAGAUGUGGGAAAGAUAGGGAAAGAAGAGAGAGUAUUUGUGAUUGUGGAUGACAGAGCCAAAUCUCCUUCCAAAGCUUUGCUUCGAAGAAUGAGCAAGGAGCGUGGUCAGACCAUCAAAGACGCCAUGAGGCAUGCUGAUCACUGCUCCUGCGAUGAAACUGUGGAAUCCAUGGAGCUUUCGCCACUCAUGUCACCAUCGUUAUCACCGAAGCCAGUCUCAGACUUUCAGUUAUUGCCCAAAGCCGCUGCUUCACCAAAAUCUGUCAUCCUGCAAACAUCUUUGGAUGAUUAG